CAUACAGGAAGCAAUACAUCCUUUUUGAUCGUUCCCCUUUCUUGUUCGUCUUCCUGUGGUCGAAGCCCUGCCGCUUUCUCCGUCUUGAUAAUCUUAUAACUUAGCAAAGCCAUGUCCGCCGAUCAAAACCCUAGCAGCUCAUCGGCUCCGGAGCAGGCAGCAAAACCGCCUCCAAGGGAUUCAAGGAAGAAGAAGGAAGAUAAGAAGGAUGAAGAUCUGUCUGACGAGGACCUGGCUCUGAAGCAGCAGCUCGAGCUGUAUGUCGAACGCGUCCAGGAUGCUAAUCCCGGUGUCCAGAAGCUUGCACUAGAGAGCAUGAGACAAGAAAUUCGAUCAGCAACAAGCUCAAUGACAUCUGUUCCUAAGCCUUUGAAAUUCCUUCGUCCACACUAUGGAACAUUGAAGGCGUACUUUGAGACAAUGCCUGAUUCCGAGCUAAAGAAAUACCUAGCGGAUAUACUUUCAGUGUUGGCAUUGACCAUGUCUGUUGAAGGAGAAAGGGAGAGUUUGAAAUAUAGAUUGUUGGGUUAUGAGGGCGACAUUGGUUCUUGGGGACAUGAAUAUGUACGGAACCUUGCUGGAGAAAUUUCACAAGAGUUUGCAAAACGCCAGUACGAUGACCUGCCCAUAAACGCCCUUAUGGAGCUUGUACAACAAAUUGUUGCUUUUCACAUGAAGCACAAUGCUGAGCCAGAAGCUGUGGAUCUUCUGAUGGAGGUUGAAGACCUUGAUCUGUUGGUUGAACAUGUUGACUCUACAAAUUACAAGAGAACAUGCUUAUACCUUACCAGUUCUUCCAGUUACCUACCGAGUCCAGAUGACGUUUUGGCACUUGAUAUAGCAUAUACAAUUUAUAUGAAGUUUGAAGAUCUUGCAAGCUCUCUUCGGAUUGCACUUCUGCUGGACAAUAUUCAGUAUGUCAAACAAAUAUAUACAUCGACAAAUGACCCCCUACUGAAGAAGCAAUUCUCUUACAUUUGUGCACGUCAUGGUUUAGCACUGGAGCUGGAUGAAGAAUGGGUUCCAGAUGAAAAGGAAAGAGAGGCCUUGCAAGAUAUUGCAAACAAUGGUAAAUUAAGUGAAGGCUAUCUGACUCUUGCUCGUGAUAUUGAGGUUAUGGAACCAAAAUCUCCAGAAGACAUAUAUAAGGCACACUUGAUUGAUGGACGAGCAAGUGCAAGUUCCAGCCUUGACUCUGCCCGGCAGAAUCUGGCUGCUACUUUUGUGAAUGCAUUUGUGAAUGCAGGUUUUGGACAGGAUAAAUUGAUGACUGUCCCCUCUGAUUCCUUAAGUGGACCAAGUGGUUGGCUGUUCAGAAAUAAGGAUCAUGGAAAAGCCAGUGCAGUUGCAAGUUUGGGGAUGAUUUUGUUGUGGGAUGUUGACUCUGGUCUAGUACAACUCGACAAGUUUCUUCACAGCAAUGAUAAUCAUGUUGUUGCGGGAGCUUUGCUUGGUGUUGGCAUUGUCAACUGUGGCAUCAGAAAUGAUUGUGAUCCUGCAUUAGCCCUUUUAGGCGAUUUCAUUGAAAAAGAUGAUACAAUUAUCAGAAUUGGGGCAAUUUUGGGUCUUGGCAUUGCAUAUGCCGGGACAAACAAAGAUGACCUAAGAGUCCGCCUUACUAGCAUUCUGGGAGAUUCAAAGUCACCCCUGGAGGUCCUUGUAUUUUCUGCCAUUACAUUGGGGCUUGUCCAUGUUGGUUCCUGCAAUGAAGAUAUCGCUCAAACAAUCAUUUUGGCAAUAAUGGAGCGCAGUGAAACUGAAUUGGGUGAACCCCUUACUCGCUUGCUUCCUGUAGCUCUUGGUCUUCUAUACCUUGGCAAGCAGGUAACCUAAUGGAAUGCUAUCUGU
This is a messenger RNA of Phalaenopsis equestris, 1848 nucleotides long. RefSeq names its product 26S proteasome non-ATPase regulatory subunit 2 homolog A-like. NCBI's taxonomy places the organism in Eukaryota, Viridiplantae, Streptophyta, Magnoliopsida, Asparagales, Orchidaceae. Gene Ontology annotation, biological process: proteasome-mediated ubiquitin-dependent protein catabolic process. The coding region runs from base 112 to 1833 and encodes 573 amino acids. The transcript is spliced from 18 exons. Gene Ontology annotation, cellular component: proteasome regulatory particle, base subcomplex; nucleus; proteasome storage granule. The record is from RefSeq and is a predicted model, not a curated record.